Messenger RNA from Bicyclus anynana (squinting bush brown), 13262 nucleotides. RefSeq lists its product as uncharacterized. Gene Ontology annotation, cellular component: endosome membrane. Gene Ontology annotation, molecular function: kinesin binding. Gene Ontology annotation, biological process: regulation of protein localization; positive regulation of membrane tubulation; Golgi organization. The coding region runs from base 164 to 3994 and encodes 1276 amino acids. The record is from RefSeq and is a predicted model, not a curated record. Lineage: Eukaryota; Metazoa; Arthropoda; Insecta; Lepidoptera; Nymphalidae. The transcript is spliced from 9 exons.
UGUUACAAAUGGCUACUUUGUGUUCGUCUUGUUAUUUGCCGUAUUUAAAUGUGAAUCACUCGUAAAUACUCUAAAAUGUAAUCAUGCUAAAUGAGACAAGAAUCUAGUAAGCCUCGUGCGUUAAAUAUUAUAAACUACUAGGGCAAGAACAACGGAAACUGCGAUGUCGUCCGAGAAGGCACCUGAAAUAAAGAGCAGGGAGAUCGAUAAAAUCAAACGUCGUCAUAAAACCGACGACACUGUUGUUUCAACGGUGUUUAAAGGCAGCGAGGAUACAUUGCAGCAUCCGAAAAUGGAUACAGCAGACGAGAACGCCGGCAAACCUACGGAACUAUGCCUUCAAAGCAACACUCAUCUCAUAUCUAGCACAACUAGCAGCCUGGCGGAUACGCCCGGUGAUUCUGGUGUGUUAUGCUUGGAUAGUGAAGCUUCGGAAGCUACUAGUCAGGCUCUCAUGUCGCACAGUCUCAUCGGAGCGGAGGAACUCACUUGCGAUAGUAUUUACGAUGCAGCGCCCUCCGGUUCUCAGGAUAUGAUCAAAAGCACCAACAGCAGUAUAAUGACUCGUAGUGAUAUAGACAACCAAAACGUCGGCGGGCCCGACGAUAUCGUCCCUGAACUUCUAGUCGAAGCACACACAAAGCCUAUGUACGAAAACCUACCAGAUGUUGUUUUGAAGGCCUUAGAAAGUGAAAAGGUUUGUACAGAGGAAACUAAAAAAUCUGCUUUAAGAAUGUCUGAACCUAAGAAAUCCUUGUCUGAAGACAUUGUGUAUAGGAGGAGGUGUCGAAAGAAGUCUCAAAGUGGUCCGGGCUCACAAAAGAAACGGGUGUCCUUCCAUGAGGACAUUUUAAAUAACACUAAAACAGACAAUAUUCAUAUUGAGAGAGGUUUUAUAUCUUACGGCCCUGAUAGCUCUUACUGUGAUAGAUUUAGGCAGCAAAACACUACUAAUGAUAGGUUCUCGUGGUGUGCUUCCGGUGAUAGGACACCCAAAUAUGCUAAAGAUGUGGCCAAGCAAACUAUGUCUGAUAUACUUACAUAUGGAGAUUCAAAACAUGAUAGGAGCGGAAUAUUUGAGUAUUGCCCAGUGUAUAGACAGAGUAAUGACGAUAAUAAAGACAGAGAUAACAACAAUGAACCCAAACCAAAUGGCAAGUUGUAUGACUGUGAUUCCAAUAGCUCAGAUUCCAAUUUCAGUUGUGAUUCAGAGUCAUCCUCUAGUGAAUCACUAUCCUCACACUCAAAUAAAACUGAGACAUUGCAGGUGCAUAAGAAAACUGACAAGACACAAAAAUCUUAUUCCUGUGAUGGGUUUGAAAAUAGUGGUCAUGUUGCAUUCAUAAGAAAAACUUAUUUCUCAGAAGCUGAUAUUGAUCAGUCCCAUGAUAGAAAGAAUAAACCACUGGAAGUAACGCAGAGUCCCAUUGCAGUAAAGUCAGUACUUAAGAAAAAGAGAUACAUCACUACCAAUAUUGUAGAGGAAAGAAAAAACAAUAAUAAAGUGUUAAACCUCCUUGAUGCACACAACAUAAUAGAUUCAUUGAAGAAUUUCUAUAAAAAUUUCAAUUUCAAUUUUGCCCCUGAAAAAGGCUUAGCAGAAUCGACUUUUGAAUUAAAUAACGUUGUAGAAGCUUUGCCCUGUGAUGUGAAUCAAAACAAAAAACUAUCAAAAAGCUUAGAUUCUGGUUUCCAUAUGGACGAUGAAGAUGAUUUUGUUGAAAUCAACUUGAACUCUCAACCUCUGGAAGCGGACAAACCAAAAGAAUUAUCCGGAUCUAAAAAUCCGGUUGCUGGUGACAGAACACCAAAUGAAGGAUCACCUCGGCACAAACUCACACUCAACAUGAAAAAUCAACUUGAUAAAAAACUUAUAAACAAAGAUAUACUACCCUCACUUAGUAAAUAUGUAGUUAACUGUGAAAGCACAGUAUAUGAGCACAAAGGUGUAUCUUACAGUUACGUCCAUGAUACAUUCCAAACAGCUUUCGAAGCACCAAAGGAAACAUUUGUACCCAUUCCAGAAUCUACUCCAGUAAAAGAGUUAAUAAUGUCUUCCAGCAAACAGGACUUGAGUUCAAAACAGUCUGAUAUCGAUAGCUCAAGUCGGACGUCAACACCAAAGCGUCAAUAUAACAAAAAUGUUCAAGAUGAAACAGAUCAGAAGAAUGGCCUGUCUAAACAUUUGUCUUCGCCCAAAAAACAAAACGUCAACAGAUACAGUCGCAAGUCAGCAUCAACAGUGCAACAGAAAACUGAAGAGCCACCACAACCGAUCAGCGAUAACUGUUCCAAUACAGAUAACUCUACGUUGAAAGGUGCCGACGAUUUCAAUGAUGAUUUCUUUGACAGCCCUUCAUUGCAGAAACUACAAACAAACAAGUCAGCUUUAUUGAGCAGAUACCUUAAAAAUGUUUGUCAAAGAAAAGACUUGGAGCUGAAAAUAAAGAACAAUAAAUUCUUUCAAUUCAAGAUACGAAUGGAGAGAGAGUUUCCGAGCAUUGUGUACCCGUUCAAAGACGUGUCGGAAACGUUCCCCAUUUCCGCGGCGAGGAUGUCCCGUCUCAUUGACAAGGAAAUGAUCGAGAACAAAAGGCUGUCGGUGCGAUUGCUGACAGCUGAGGAGCCGUCGUAUUUCGAUAGCUUCGAAGACAACGUCGCCAUUGAAUGCAAUGAAAAACUGAGGCUCCAGAUAUUUUCGUACCCAAACGAAACUUUAAAUAGGAUGAUGAAAGUCCAAUCACCAUACAAUAUGGAGGAUGGAUCGUGGACUCCUCUGCUAGUGUUCAUAACAGACUAUGCUCUCUAUGUAGCCAGUGUGAGGCCGGGCGGUACAGAAUACGAUAUUCUGUGCAGAUUGCCACAUAAUGAAUUGGAUGCUAUAGCGGUUGGUCCAGAAGCGCAAUAUAUCCAAGUGAUAGAUAUAGCCGGCAACAUUGCUUGUUCUGUCGUGACCGGCGAGUCGAGUCUCGGCGCAAGACUGGCGUCAUCUCUGGAGUGGAGUGCAAGAAUAUCGCCGCUGAGGAUCCAACGCCCGCCUGCAAUGUUGCCGCUAAAUUGCCGACAUCUUGCUUCAGCGGUCACUAGACAGAGGCAUGAGAAGAGGGUGCCACCGAUCCUAUUCUAUGGUCGCGCGUGUUCUGGUGACGCAGAAGACAGACUCAUAGAAGCCCCCGGCGCGUUUGCGCCGCCUCUCGAAGGGUACUUGAUGUGCAAGACGGAGAAGAGCAAACGCUUUGAGCCCUGCUACUUCUUACUAAGGGCCGGAAUCCUCCACUGGGGUCCACAUUCACCGGACGGCACCCCCCUGCCUAACAACAUAUCCCUGCGCACAGUGGUGGGGGUAAGGAGACACGUGGACUCGUCCCGGAGACCACACUGCUUCGAGAUAGCCCUGGUUGACUCCAGCAGGCUGUUGCUGGCAGCUCCUGAUGAUCCUACUGCUUCCUCGUGGUUGCAAUCGUUGCUUCUUCACGCUGCCCAGGCCUUAGAAGAAAAAGAUGGUGCGAAGAAGACAGACCUCCGUACAGGCGGCCCCCCGCCCGCUUGCACCGUGCUGGUGACCCCGUACGAGGUCAUCAGCCUACGGGACACUUUAGACCUGGCCUUCGUAGCCGGCGCCGCUGCGUACCUCAAGGAUAGAGGCUCUGACGCUUUGCUCAAAGAAUACAUUGAAGAGAUGCGGACAGACAUCGAGAUAUUGGCGUGUGGAUCGAUAAAAAACUUGACAGCUUUCAAAAUUCCCGACACUGAUGAAAAUUGGUGUUGCUUGGAGUGGAGCGUGUGCGAGGCGCGCGAGCGCGGCGCGGGGCUGGCGCUCGUGCUGUCGAGCAGCGCCGAGCUGGAGCGACUCAUCGCCGCGCUCGAGCAGGCGUACGCGCAUCUCACUCACGAGCCCUUCCCCCUAAGCGUGGUGGAGGCGACCAAGUCCGCCUGCAGCGCCGCGCACGCAAAGUACGAGGCCGCGUGGUCGCAUAUGUUGCCGCAACAGUGAACAUUCUUAGUUUAAUCGUUACUCCGUGAUUCGUGAGUUAUGUUUACAUCAUUUUUAUUGAAGUAAAACUUCUUCACGCACGACAUAGGGAGUAAGCUGGUGAAUGCGUUACGAAAAGUGUGAUCGGCCGAGGCGAACGGACUUUAGUGAAAAUAUAAAGAUAGUUACGUUUCGACAGAGGAGUUUUACUUCAGUGCACACUCGUUAUUUUUUUAUCUGUAUUGAUUAUUUUUGCAAGAAAUACACAUAGACAACAAAUAAUUUCUAUAAAACCAAAUGCUACUAAUGCUUUUUAUAUUAUUGUUAUUUACGUACUUUGACGGAACCACUUUAAUAUUAAUACACAGCCGUUUUAACUGAUUUCAAAAAAGAAAAUUUCUCAAUUCGACCGUAUAUACAUAUAUUUUGUUAUAUAUUUUUUCAAUUUAAUAGUUCUUAAUUUGCGACUACUUUCUAUCGAAUAUCGAAUAGGUGAAACUAUAUUUUUUUUAAAAAGGCAAUUAACGUUUACUCGCUUCUCUGGAGUGCGCGACUCUAUCAUUAUAUACAUUGGAGGAACGCUACUAUGAAACAGUUCUGUAAAUUACACAAAAGUAACCAUAUGCCUGAUAUUUAGUGUAAUACUCAUAUAUUUGUGUCACAAAUAACUAAAUAUUAAAUAUAUUGAUACACGCUACGUUAUAUUAAGCAAUAUAAUAAUCGAAAAAAUUCAAUGGUAUUUAUUAUAGUGUAGUCAACCUAUUCUGGGAUGUUAUUUUCCGACUGUGUAAGUGACGUAAGCUCCUUAAUGGGACUUCAGUGACGUCACAGGGGGGGUAGGGACAGAAGCAUCCCCUGAUGGGGUCUGAAAGCAGAAACAGAAUUUAAUGUAUAGCUUGGCAAAUUCGUUCGUACCACUCCAGAUGGUCCGGGAGGGGUUAGCGGUACCCCGCGCGCAUGACUUCACACCCGCGCAGUCCUUUCCCCCCGUCGCCCGCAUAUCAUGGGAGUUUCAACAAUGAACUUGCCAAGCUAUAGUGGUGCAAGGAUAAUACUCAUGCUCCCAUAUUCGUAAACAUGGAUUCAGAUUGAAAUCUCAAUUUUCUUCAAAGUAAAAUGGACCUAAUCACAACUGUUUAAAGCUUACUUUACUUUAAAAAAAAUUGUAGUUUAAAUCCUAAUCGAUGUUUAUAAAUAAGACCGCUUCAGUUUAAACACAAAUGUGUUUAGUCUGUCAUCUUACUACAGCCAAAGUUGAACGGACUUCCUGAAAUAGAUUGACUGUACUCUAUUAGUAAUAUGUCUAAAUACGAUUCUAAAAUAAUAUACGGAAAUAUACUAUCAAAAAAGAAAUAAUCAAUAGCUAGAAAAGUGAAUAUAUUAUCAUUGCUAUUAUAAUAAAACAUUAACAUUGGACUAUUCACUGAUUUAGUGAGCCCUAAUUUAGCGAAUAGUUUAAUUGAGUAUAUGCAAUAUAUUCACAGUAAUAUAUAUAUUUUGGCAGCUAAAUUAAUCUAUAAAUAAUACAUUUAUCAUUUAAGGACCAAAGGCAGCUAUAGUGCAUGAUAUAAAAAUCUAUUUGUAUUCAAUGCUUUGUUCACUAACCUCUGCGCAAUAUAGCUUUAAACAUAACCUCUAAAACGAAUAUAAUAAUCCUCAAUGAAUGAUAAACGAGUGAAAGAGUUAAAAAAAACGAUUUGAUAGCACAAUAUAAUUUAACUGUUUAUUUAGAGGCACAAUUAUCCGCCCACUUCAAUAUAAUCGCGUCACAUUAAAGUGGGCAGAUAAUUGUGCCUCUUCAUAGUUCAACGUUUAAAAAAAAUCAUCAAAUAUUAGAGAAUAAUACUUAGUAUGCAACGUACUUACGUGUUACUGGGUAGAUAUAUCGUAAGAUUUCGUAUAGACUUAGAUUACGCAUUAUUAUUUAAAAUUAAUGAAAAUUACAUAUACAAGACACCUAUCCAAUAGUGAAACUGGAUAGAGAUGUUAAAUAACUUAGUAAAAGUGUAAAUCUGUGAGGCACACUUAUCCGCCCACUUUAUAUGACGCGAGUAUUUUAAAGUGGGCGGAUAAUUGUGCCUCUGAGUAUAUAUAAACGCGCGAAUAUAUUGCUAAUAGACGAACGUUUGGACUAGUAACACAAUUGAAUUUAAAUAUCGAGUUGCUCAUACAGAUAUAUUUGUAAAGUAAAAAAAACAAUAGUAAUACUCGUUUGGGUAAGUUGAAUUGUAAUUUUUUUCUACUUAAUUCACUAUUUUGGGUAUGGUCAUGGACGUCAUUAACAAAUGCGAAUAAAUCUUUCAAAAGGGAAAGGAGAUAGUCUCAUGUUGUUGGACGCUAUCUUUCCCUUAAGGAAAUUGAAAUAUUUCAAGUGUGGUGGUGGUGUGUGUGUGGUAAACUUGAAAUAUACGAGGUAGCAAAUUAUAUAUUCGAAAAGAGUACAUUCAAUUGUUUUCUAUUCACCAUUUUUCGAAAUUUCAGUUAACUUUCAGACAACCCAUUUUUGAUCACAAAACUACUUUUUGUCACUAGUUUGUAUAUUCGCGCGUUUGUUUCAUAUUUUGGGAAUAUUCUGUACAUAGUUUCAAGAGUUAUUUUGCAUGAAUGAACCUCUCCCAUAAUAUGUUUCGUCAUUAAAAUCUGUCUGAAUGAGUCUGAAUAAAUCUUGGUUGUUAUACGAACAUAAAGCUUAUUAAUUCCAUAGAAGAAUUGUCUAUUCUCAGGUCCAUAUAAGUAUAUCUUUUUACUACUUAAUAUAUUCCAAAUAUAGUGUAUGGUGAUCUGUACUGCUAUAUAAGUUAAAAAAGAAAAUAAUAUAUAAUUUAUAUUAAAAUGCUCUAUGAAUUUUGUGAGAUAAGUAUAAUGAUAAUUGAUCAUAAAUAUUAGUAAAUUAAAACAUGAAAUUUGUGUUAUAUUGAUCUUUUAUGAAAUCUUUCUCAAUAGUCUUUUUUUUGAAGUUUUUCCACAUUGGCAUGUCUAAAUAGAGCACAUAAAAUUUAUUGAAUUAACUAAUUAAUUACACAUUGGUUUAACUUAUUAAUUUAGUUAAUUUAUAAAUUUUAUGUGCCCUUAUAUCACAUAUUAUAAUUAUAAUACCGGCUAAAAUAAAAUUGGUAAAUGCGGUCUUAUUGUCCUAAUAAAUUAUGCAAUGCUGUUAGAGGUUAUUUGAAUCCAAUCAGUAUCCCAUUAAUUGUGGAUCAAGUACCAAUGUGGAAAAUUUUCACUGCUUUUUUAUUUAUUGAAAUUCGAAUAUUAUCAAGAUAUUAAAUAUUUACGAUUAGUUUGUAUUGUAACCCGGAUGUUUUGAUGAGAUGACAUUGGCAACUCUUCUCGUAGAUUAAUCUCAAUUAUUAUGUUAAAAAAAGAGAUAAUACAAGCUCGCCUAAACGCGUAAAGACAACAAUUUCAUAAAUGUUUUAGGUGUAUAGCAAAUGUAUAUUGCGAGCAGAGUUAUCAACGUCUAAAAAGAGAAAUGACCUUGAAUGUGAAUAAGACCACGAUCUUAUUUAAUCUUAGGCUUUGAGUUAAUAAUAUUAUAAUUUUAUGCUGAAAAUCUAAAUUAGUCGUCAAUGUUAUUUUCAAUAAAUCCGCCAAGAGUUUGCAACCACUGUCAUCGAAUUAUGUAUAGUACGUUUAACAAGACGAGAUAAAUUACAUAAACACUUUGACCGUGUGAAAUGCUUACGAGUAGGUACAUGCGAAAGCGAGAGACAAAUGAUCUCUGUCUGUCUUUUGUAAGCAAUAUCAUCAAAAAUGUUGUAAAUUUUUUUACAUACUUUGUCUCGCCUCGUUAAACUUUCGUAGUUUGUGUGACGAUUAAUGGUCGACAAGUUGUCAGCCUAUCAUACGUCAUAUCAAAUAACGUCACGAUUUACACUUGCAGGUUGCAAUACAUUUGAUAAUUUGUUAAGACGAGAAUUUCGGCAGGUAAGUCGUGAAUUGUAUGGAAUCAGGAAUGGGAUUUAAUGGUUUGCAUGGGAUCAGGAAUAAGAUUGAAUGGUUUGUAUGGAAUCAGGAAUGGGAUUGACUGGUUUACAUUUACAUCCAUAUGUCAAAGAUUCAGUACGAUAAUGGUCUAAAAAGAAUUUGGAUUAUUCUGGAACUUGUGCCAACGUUUGAACAAGUUCUCUUUACGAUCCGCCUUGAGGAUGAAAUGUUGUAUUUUUGGGGAACGCGUAGUUCAUUCGCAAGUUUCCACGGAAUAAAGCGCUUUUUGCGGUGUGCGUCGCUUGGUAGUUUUUGUAUGUGAAAAAGGCAUUUUUUUUUCGCGAGCCUUAUUUAGCUUUAAGAUUUAAAGCUAUUUUAAUGGUUUCGUUGAUUUUUUUAAUAAUUAUUAGUGAUCAACUUUGAUGUUGUUUAAUGGAAUGGAAAUACUCGAAUAUGUUUUAUAUUUGUUGGUAUUUAAUCUGUUAUGUAUUUAGCAGAGACUAAAAAAGAUAGACGGAGUUUUUUCGCAAUUCCAGUGGUGAUGAAUUUAUUUAAUGCUUAACAAUACGUAGGCACCAAAAAUAUAUUCCUGAGCAACUCUGACUGAAGCGUGAAUAAUGUGAUAUAUUAAUAAUAUCGCCUUACAACAUUGUCAAUAUCUUCGUUCUUCAAAGCAUAUUAUAUAAUAUACUAAGUGGGCGUAAUUACUACGUGAUACGCAGCUUUCAUAAUAUUUUACUUGUCAAAAUAGAGACAUUCAGAUAGUAAUCGUAAAACAUAAUAAAGUAGGAAGAAAAUUUAUUUUCUAUGGUUGCCUAAUGACCCGCAUUAAAGUAACUGUCAUAACACUAAUUCUUCUUGGAAUCGAUCCGAAUAAUAACAUGAAUCUGUUUAUAUAGAGGUCUCCACAGUAUCUUACGAGUAGUAUAAUUUGUGACUAUAUGAAAACCGAUAGAAAUCUUGGCAAAAAGUUUUCUCGACAGCUAGCGGUUUCAUUUUAAUACGCUGUGCCGUCUAUCUUUUUGCUUCUAGUCUAAGAUAUAUAAAUGAAUAAUAUGGAAUAAUGGUUGUUUCAAAUGCUUUCUACACUGUUACCUAAAUAUCAAUGUAUGAUAUCAUUGUAUGUGUAUAUUGGGCCGCUGUAGGCCGUAUUGUGAUAUUAAUGUAUUAUAAAACGUAGGAUUAGGAUCGAGUGUGCCUCGGAAGCUUAACACUGGCGCGAAUACGUUUGUAUGCAAGUCUCUUAAAUAUCUGUCAGGUUUAGAAGAUAUCUCUUCAGAAAAAGUAUAUUCUUAUCAAUUUAAGACGUAAGGAAUAUACUUUAAAUAUAUACUUGUCACUUAAAGACGUUUUUGGGUACAAACGUAUUAGCGCCAAUAUCGUAGUAAAGCUUAGGUUACAAUUUUGUCAUUGUUCUGUUUUGAAAAACAACUUCAUCAAAUAUAUUUCAGCGCAUUGUAAACUAAACCUUACUACCGAUGAUAAUAUGUAGUAAAUUCGCAUGUAAUUGUAUUUUUAAUACAUCAAAGCUUGUUUUAUGUAUGUUAUGUAUCCUGCUGGACAGUAAAUAAUAUAGGUGUAUAAUUGUGGGCAAAACGCAUAACUCCUCGUUUGCGAGGGACAGGUGUGCGCCUAAUGCCGGCUCCACAUUAGUGGCGUGAAUUCACGCGCGAAUUCUCGCCAUGAAUUCACGGCAAGAGUCCAUGCCCUCGACAUUCACAGGUUGCUCACAAUCGUUUGAAACCCGCCGCGAAAUGGACGUAGAAUCUGCUGCAGCAAUAACUUUGUUUGCUGUGUCAAUAUACCAAUGUUCAGAUGGGUCUGUUUUUGUCCCGUGACAAAGGGUUCGCGCCUCCUUCGCGCGUUCACGCAUACACAUCCACAUUCACGGCCCAUCUAAAUAGUGGUAAAGUUACACGGCAAACGAAGUUAUUGUUGCAGCAGAUUCUACGUCCAUUUCGCGGCGGGUUCCAAACGAUUGUGAGAAACCCGUGAAUGUCGAGGGCUUACGUGGAGGGCAUGGACUCGUGCCGUGAAUUCACAGCACUAAUGUGGAGUCGGCAUUAUAUGUACACUGUGAAAUGGUUGUCUAUAUAUAGCUCUCUUUUCGUUGCAGUGGAGUAAAAGAGAACGAUAAGUAGACAACUUAUACAUAUGGAAAUAAGUGGGAUAUAACUGGCAGAGCUUAAUCGGUAACACAAAGGCUAUCAACAUCGAACAAUGUUGUGAGCUCAAAUAAUACCAAUAUAUAUUUUUUUUUAUUAUUCUUUACAAGUUAGCCCUUGACUACAAUCUCACCUGAUGGUAAGUGAUGAUGCAGUCUAAGAUGGAAACGGGCUAACUUGUUAGGAGGAGGAUGAAAAUCCACACCCCUUUCGGUUUCUACACGACAUCGCACCGGAACGCUAAAUCGCUUGGCGGUAAGUCUUUGUUACAUUUUGCUUACUAAAUAUGUUCAAGAGGUUUUUCGCCCAUGUCGUCAUCAUGAAAGAUUUUCAAGGUUUCGGAGCCUAUUCGUUACAAACAUACAAACAAAAAGUCUUACCUCUCGGUAUCGCGCGGUCGAGGACUCCCAGUUAUGCGCUCUGCCCAUAGUGUUAUACUUUUGAGGCGCUUUUAUGUAAGUUUAUAAUCUUUGGUUUUAGCCAAUCGCAAUAUAUCAGCUUUGUCAUUCAUAAUAAUAUAUACAUAAUAAUUAAUUUUAUUCAAUUAUAUUUUUUUAUUUUUACAUUUUAAUUGAACUGUCAUUUACUGCCGCGCUGUAUAAACUUAAUUUAAAUCGGUAAUAAUAAUUAGAUCGUUUUAUUUUUAUGACUUAUUUUUAUUAGAAAAAUCUAGCUAUAUCUUACUACCUAUAUAAUAUGGUUAAAUUAUUAUUGUUUAUACUUUUUUAUUUGUAUGAAAUGUGUUGUAGUUUUUGUGUGUGUUACAUAUAAAAUCAGCGAAACAAGAUAAAGAAUGCAUAACUAAAGGCUUUCAUUUUAUAACUUAUUUGAUAUCUCUUAUCUUAAUAUCUACAUGCUCUAGAUUUGUUCAGAGCCUUAACUACCAGGUUAUAGGUUGAUAGGGAAAACGGAAUAAUAAUCAUGUUAAAAAAUAACAAAAAAUGGCUAUAAUUACUUUUUGAAAUAACGUUAUUUUUUACAUUAUGUAAUAUUGUAAAAAAUUAUUAUGUUUUCUUUUUGUAACAAUUUUUUUUACAAAAAAAACAUAAUGAAAUUACAAGUACUGAGACAUCAUAGUUAAAGAAUUGAUGAUUAUUAUUUCUUUUUUAACCGACUUCCAAAAAGGAGGAGGUUCUACGUUCGGCUGUAUGUAUGUUUUUUUUUUUAUGUAUGUCCAGCAAAAAUUCCGUCAUUUGUGGACCGAUUUUGAAAAUUCUUUUUUUGUUUUAAAGCGCUUGAUUCCAGGGUGGUCCCAUUUUUAUUCUGUACAUGUUAGCCCUUGACUACAAUCUCACCUGAUGGUAAGUGAUGAUGUAAUCUAAGAUGGAAACGGGCUAACUUGUUAGGAGGAGGAUGAAAAUCCACACCCCUUUCGGUUUCUACACGACAUCGUACCGGAACGCUAAAUCGCUUGGCGGUACGUUUUUGUCGGUAGGGUGGUAACUAGCCACGGCCGAAGCCUCCCACCAGCCAAACUAUAAUAGUUUAUUUGUAUUCUAUAUCUCGUUUCGUUGGCUUUACUUCACUGGAGUAAUGUUAAUAUUCUGUGAUUGUUAUUUUACCAUUUGUGAUUACUUUUUGGACUUUUAUUGUUAGUCAUUUUGGGCUUUGAUCGCUUGAGACUUGUGAUUUUUUUCGCCAAAAAUUGUUGUCCUGUUGAGAUGGAAAUGAUUUAUGGAUUUUGUAAAGAAAUUGAUCAUUGUAUUAUUUUUUUAUAUAACUAGUUAUUUUGGUAAAUUCAGUCGAUGUGAGGAAAAGUAAUAAAGUGCAGUCUCUUUUAAACUAUGGACAGACUUAACUGUAAUUGUAUCCAUUUACAAUUACAGUUAAGUCUGUCCAUAAUUUAAAAGAAGAAUAGUUUAAAAGAAUGUCCAUAGUUUAAAGGAUCAUCUUAUGUGAGUAUUUAAAAAAAUGUUCCAAUGGCAAACUGUGUUUGAAUUAGAAUUUCAAAAUUGCAAACACUAAAUGAUCUUUAAAAUUGCUGUAAAGUAUGCUAAUUUUGAACACUUAAAAUUUACUUUCAUGCUAGAGAAAUUCGACGGACAUUCUUUGAUACAGAGAUGGUUGUCCUUACAUCUUCUAAAUAUGUACAAUUCUUUAAUCAAAAAAGAGUAAAUUAAUAACAAAACAAAUUAUUUUUUACAAAUCUAAAAUUAUUUCCACCUCAACUGUACUGAAAUGUUACUAAUGUUUAUAUGCCUAGUUAAAUUUAUACGUUUUUCGAAUAUUACUAUUUAUUGGCAAUUGUUUCUCUUGGAAAUGCUGUUGUAUUAUAAAGUUUCUUAAUGGUUGUUUCUCACAGUACCUGUUAGUGCGAACUGAGCCGACUCCUCAACCUAAUAUAAAGGUCACGAAAUAUCGAAAACCGCUUGAGGUAGAAAGAUGAAAUUUGGCAGAGAGGUAGUUUAUAGUUAUUAGAUAUCCGCUAAGAACGAGUUUUGCGACAGGGUCGGAUUAAGGAAGUUUAAGGGCGGACGAAAUCGCGGGCGUCCGCUAGUUUAUACAUAUUCGUGAUACACGCAGCGUGCUAUGGAAAUAAUCGCGAGAAUUCAAUAAAUUAGAGUAAAUCAUAAAAUGGGAAAGAAAACAUUUAAAAUAAGAUUUUUUGUGGAAAUAAUGAACUUACAAAAACCAUCUGUUCCAUCAUUACUGUGACAGAUGCUCGUAUGGUUAAUUGUAAAUGUCAUAGAGAUGAUGAUCAAGCAAGUUUCGAAUUGUAAUAAACUAAAGUUAGAUUUCAGGUAUUUUAGAUCGACCAUUUGAAUGUUGCGUUGUUUUGAAAUAAUACAACUGUAUAUUAACACUUUCGCUAUUCCGCGCGUUUUAAAGCAGCUCAUAAUUCAUAAUUACAAGUACUGUGAGAAUUCAUCCUAAAGGCCAGCGUUAGCGAUCAAACUGACAAACUUGCUUGUCAAACUUGACUUUUUCUUAAUGCAUACUUCAAACAAGUUUGAUCGUAUACGUGGUCCCUAAUUGACAAUACGUUUGUACGUGUCCAGCUCUAAGAAGUAUUAAUAUAGAACAAUAAAAUCUAUCGCCUGUAUUAUUAGUAGGGGCAUCUGUUUUUUGAAAUAAUUACAAAUAAUUUUCGCAAUAGUCGAACACAUUGUAUAAUACAAUUUAGAUGUUUAUUACUUAUGUGUAUAUUCCGUGAACUUUUUCCAAAUAGAAUUGAAAUAAAUAAUUGAAUAACCUUA